This is a messenger RNA of Boleophthalmus pectinirostris (great blue-spotted mudskipper), 1254 nucleotides long. It is a transcript of the gene emc4, whose product is annotated as ER membrane protein complex subunit 4. Gene Ontology annotation, biological process: protein folding in endoplasmic reticulum. Lineage: Eukaryota; Metazoa; Chordata; Actinopteri; Gobiiformes; Gobiidae. Gene Ontology annotation, cellular component: EMC complex. The coding region runs from base 198 to 770 and encodes 190 amino acids. The transcript is spliced from 6 exons. The record is from RefSeq and is a predicted model, not a curated record.
UCUACGUCAUCAGUACGAGCCCUGAGCUUGCGGCGCAGUGGGGGUCGACUUUUCUGCGCUUUUUUUUUUGUAUUUUCCUCCCUUUUUCUGCCCUUUUAACGUUUUAAUCUUCGCCAUCAACGACAAACCUUUCAAAUAUUUCAGUUUUAUGUUUAAAUAAGCUGUGUUCCUGAGGGGAAACUUUACAUUACGUUGCCAUGGCGUCUCCAGGGGGACAAGGCGGAGCUCUGUCCAUGCGAGAGAGAGGAGCUGGAGCGGGCAAGAGAAUGAAGUGGGCUUUGGAGCUUAGCAUGGGCAACACAAGGAGUCGUUCAGAUCGUCAGGGUGGGCAGGGUGAUGUGGUUUAUCCCAUUGGUUACUCUGAGAAGCCUGUACCAGACACCAGCAUCCAGGAGACUGAUAAGAACCUGGUGGAAAAGCGCUGCUGGGACGUAGCUCUGGGGCCUCUGAAGCAGAUCCCCAUGAACCUGUUCAUCAUGUACAUGUCUGGGAACACCAUCUCCAUCUUCCCCAUCAUGAUGGUCUGUAUGAUGGCCUGGAGACCCAUUCAAGCCCUCAUGUCCAUGUCCGCAACGUUCAAACUGCUGGAGAGCUCAAGUCAGCAGUGGUUGCAGGGCCUGGUGUACUUGGUGGGGAACCUUCUGGCUUCAGCAUUGGCCAUUUACAAGUGCCAGUCUAUGGGUCUGCUGCCCACGCACUCGUCUGACUGGCUCGCCUUCAUCGAACCACCACAGCGGUUGGAGAUCAUGGGAGGAGGGAUGGUGUUGUGAAGAAGUCCUGUUCAUAGUUUAAAGUGUAUAUAUUACCGGUUGUCUUCAUAUUCUGUCAGAUUAAUAAUAAAAAUAGGUUCCAUUCACAUAGAACAACAGUCACAUCUUGAAUAAUGGCACCACUUUCUAAAGCUAUUGUAAAAAUGAUUCAACACGUUUAUUUGUGCAGACAGAGAAGGCGUUGAACUUUGUGCCAGUUGCCAGUGCUUUGUGUUAAUAGGUACAGUAAUUACAGAAAUAUUAACUAUAAACCAUGGAUUAACCUUCUCAAUUUCUGCGUGUCUUGUAUUGGCCAUUCUGUUUAGCCACACGUCUUUGCACAUUUCUUCAGACGGUUUCAUAAAUUAAAUCACAUUUUGGAUUUGUUUUUACAUUGACCACUAAAAAUGUUGUUAGUCUAAUAAUUUUUUGACAUUGACAUUUCUUAAUAUAUACUGGCCUGUUUUUCUUAAAUGAAAAUAUGAUUAAAGAUGAAUUAACAGCG